UCAACAGUCGCUACUCGAGAAGAAGCAAACGCGGCGUCAGCUCGAGUCUUCCACUCCACACCCUUUCCUUUCUCCGUAAGCAAUCCUAUCCGUCCAUCUUACAAUCGAUCUCAUCAAAGCCUCACUCUCUGUUCUUGCAUGCCUCGAAUCUCCCUCCCGCCCUAAUCUUCCGUGCCGCAGAUGACUCCCGCUUCUCCGGCGCUUUCCCCGCCGCCACCAGCCUCCACUGGUGACACCCUCGACCUCAUUCUACACCACCUCCUACCUGUUCUUCUCGUCGCCGCACUCUCUGCCAAGUCUCUCGUCGGCCGGUGGCGCCUUGUCCACUCUAAGCUCUCCAUACUCCUCUCCUCUCUCUCCGCAGCCGCCUCCGCCUCGCCCUACUCUUCAGGAAAUCCUCUUUUCACCGAUCUUCUCCCGAAUCUCCUCACCACUCUCCGAUCACUCGAACCCCUUUCCACACGCUGCCUCGAUCCAACUCUUCCCAGUGGAAAGCUACAUCUCCAGAGUGACCUCGAUAUCGCCACCGCUUCCCUCGGCCUCCAUCUCCACGACCUCGAGCUCCUACUCCGAUCCGGUCUUCUCAACCAAGCUAACCCCCAUUCCACUGCCAUUGUACUUUCCCUUCCGUCCGCUUCCGCUUCCCGUGCCGAUCUUUCCCUCUACGUUCGUGACCUCUUUGCCCGCCUCCAGAUCGGUACGAUAGAUCUCAAGAUCAAAGCACUCGACUCGCUUCAACAGUUCCUCGCAUCCGACCCCCCCAAGAUCGCUCCCGUCGUCGCUCAAGAGGGCGAUCUUGCCUUUCUCAUCCGGCUUCUCGACCCAUCCUCUCACUCUCUGAUCCGUGAUUCCGCUGCCGCCGCUGUCUCCCUUCUCGCAACAGCCUCUGCCUCCUCUCGCCGCAGCCUCUUCGAUGAGGGCGCCCUCGGUCCUCUUCUCCGCCUCCUCGAUACCGGAUCCUUAGCCGUAAAGGAGAAGGCCGUGGUCGCCGUCGAAGCCAUCGCUGCCGAUGCCACCAAUGCCUGGGCUGUUGCCGCCUAUGGCGGCGUCUCCAUUCUUAUCAACGCCUGCCGCCCCGGCAGUGGAUCGCCCGCCAUCCAAUCUCUCGCAGCUGCAUCCUUGAACUACAUUUCUGCCAUCGAUGAGCUCAGAGCCUCCAUGGCAGAAGAAGGCGCCGUCCCUAUUCUGAUCGAUCUCCUCGCAUCAGGCGUGCCUUUAUCAUCGAAGAACGCUGCUCUUUGCCUCUGGUCCCUGGCCUCCUUCGGCGGGGAACCGAUUAGGGUUUCCAUAAUCGAAGAAGGGGGUUUGCGGAAUCUGCUUCAACUGCUUCACGAUUACUCUUUGUCUGCAGAUCCGGAUAUAUCGGAGCACACCCUGCGCGCGAUUCAUGCUCUCUCCUUCUCCGCUGCCGCGGCCAAAACCUUAUCGUCUUCUCCUGGGUUUUUCGUGUUGUUGACGGAUCUAAUAAGGCGCAGCAGUGCCGCCACUCAGCUCGCUGCUGCUGCAGUUCUUUCAAACCUUUCGCCCUCAGAUGAGCUAAAACGUUCUAUGGCCCCGAGCAUGGUUGCCCUGGUUAAGAUGCUCGAAUCGUCAAAGCCCGAGAGCGCGCAGGAGAUGGCUGCCCGCGCGCUAGUCUCACUCCUCUCCGUUCAUUCCAAUCGGAAGGAGCUCGCGCGAGACGAGAAGAGCGUGAUGCGGCUCGUACAGAUGCUGGAUCCCGGGCGGGAAGAGGUAUGCAAGAAAUUCCCUGUCUCCGUUGUUCUUGCCCUCGCCGCCGGUGGUGGUGGGGGCUGCCGCCGGCGACUAGGCGAUGCAGGUGUCUCCUCUCAGCUUCAGAAGCUCGCUGAUGCCGAUGUCCCUGGCGCCCGGAAAGCCCUGCAUCGAAUCGCCGGGGGCCGUUUCAAGAAUCUCUUCUCUUUUGUCCGCCGGGAGUGAUCGUUUUCCGCCCGCAGCCGCUGCCGGUGUUCACUCUCCCUCCACCAGACUUGCAGGUAGAAAUGGUGGGGGCUGUUGUGGCAAAUUAUCGUGACAAAACUAUCUUAUUUUAAGGGGAGAAAAUAUAGAUUGAUAAUAGAUAGAGAAGUUGAGGUUAUUUCUGCAAAUGUUAAUUUUUUUUUUUAUAAUUUUUUGUAAAGGAUUAGUGGAGAAGCAUGGGAUGCAGAGUUUUAGUAAGUAUCCUUUGUGUUAUAUUUUUAAAAUCCUCGAGAGUUUGUUUGUUUAAAUCUGUAAAGUUUAUUUGGUUAGUGGCGAUGUUUAUUUAACGUAAUUGUUUUGUCCGUAAAAGGAUGAACUUUGUAUUUAAGCUUUUGGAAAUUUUAAUUUAUGGUUGUUUGCUUUUA
Molecule: messenger RNA, 2339 nt
Organism: Dendrobium catenatum
Lineage: Eukaryota; Viridiplantae; Streptophyta; Magnoliopsida; Asparagales; Orchidaceae
Exons: 2
Coding region: 181-1935 (584 amino acids)
Molecular function (GO): protein binding
Source: RefSeq, a predicted model, not a curated record